Molecule: messenger RNA, 1117 nt
Organism: Linum tenue
Lineage: Eukaryota; Viridiplantae; Streptophyta; Magnoliopsida; Malpighiales; Linaceae
Source: the annotation of a GenBank genome assembly
CCAUCAGCUAAAUAAUCAAUCUCAUCAGUCGCAACCAAAAAAUGGCUUCUCGUGGUCUAAUUCUCCUGACCUUCUCCCUUUCCCUACUACUGCUCUCUUGCUCUAGCACCCAAGCCCAGCUCUCCGCCAACUUCUACUCCUCCACCUGCCCCAACGCCCUCUCCACCAUCCGCUCCGGCAUCCGCACCGCCGUCCAGCGCGAGCGCCGAAUGGCCGCCUCCUUGAUCCGGCUCCACUUCCACGACUGCUUCGUCCAGGGCUGCGACGCCUCCGUCCUCCUCGACGACACCUCCUCCUUCACCGGCGAGAAGACCGCCCGCAACAACCGCAACUCCGUCCGCGGCUUCAACGUCAUCGACGCCGUCAAGUCCCAGCUCGAAACUUUAUGCCCCGGGGUCGUCUCCUGCGCCGACGUCGUGGCGGUGGCAGCCCGCGACGCGUCGGCCGCCGUCGGCGGGCCAUCAUGGGCGGUCACCCUCGGGAGGAGAGACUCCACCUCGGCGACCCUAGCCGCGGCGGAGGCCAACCUCCCCUCGUUCAACGACGGCCUUGACAGGCUCGUUAACUUGUUCGGCACGAAAGGGCUGAGCGCGAGGGACAUGGUGGCUCUCUCCGGGUCCCACACCAUCGGCCAGGCCAGGUGCGCCACGUUCCGCGGCAGGAUCUACAACAACGGUUCCAACAUCGAUGCCAACUUUGCCACUACGAGGAGGCGGCAGUGUCCCUCGGCGGCCGGCGACGGCAACGACAAUCUGGCGCCGCUGGAUCUGGUGACGCCCAACUCGUUCGACAAUAAUUAUUUCAGGAAUCUGGUGCAGAGGAGAGGGCUGCUUCAAUCCGACCAGGUGUUGUUCAGCGGUGGGUCGACGGACGGGAUUGUGAAUGAGUACAGCAGGAACGGGAGGGUUUUCAGCUCGGAUUUCGCGGCCGCCAUGGUUAGGAUGGGGAGUAUAGAGCCGUUGACUGGUUCUCAGGGACAGGUCCGGCGGGUUUGCAGUGUUGUUAAUUGAUGGGAUGGACAACUAAAAGGGUAAUGGUUAUGAGCUCUUUGUGGUGUUAUGUGUGAUUGUUUGCUUGCGUUUCAAGCUUUUGUUUGAUUUGAUUUAUUGCGUUGGGA